This is a messenger RNA of Procambarus clarkii (red swamp crayfish), 5823 nucleotides long. The record is from RefSeq and is a predicted model, not a curated record. NCBI's taxonomy places the organism in Eukaryota, Metazoa, Arthropoda, Malacostraca, Decapoda, Cambaridae.
AUACCUUACCUUGCGAUGAUUCCAGGGCUCAACAUCCCUGCAGCCCAGUCCCUGGCUGCAGCAGACUUGUAUAAAAAUGGUAUUUUACAUAUUUUCUUGUGUGUUACAGAGGAUGGGCUAGAGGAGCUUGCUGAAGACUUAAAUAGUAGUAAGAUCAUGUAUGCUGUUGUCAAAGUCAUUGAUACCAACACCACCAGACCAAAAAUUGUCCUCAUAAAUUGGCAAGGUGAAGGGGCCCCAACUAUACGCAAGGGUACUUGUGCUCGACAUCUCCAUGACAUACACAAGCUGCUCAGAGGCGUGCAUGUUACGGUUAAUGCCCGAACAGAAGAGGAAGUGGAACCUGAAGUUAUUAUGGCUGCAGUUCUUAAGGGAUCGGCUACAACUUAUAACUUCAAUGAACGAUCAGAGAUCAAUGAUAAAACGGUUCCAGUACCGAUGCCUAGUGGUGCUAGUGGUGCUGCUGUAGCUUCUGGUGAUGGCCCCCCAAUUUUUCCCUCUAAAAAGCCUAAACCCAAAUUGAAAUCUGAAAUGGGUACUAAUUACAAGCGCACAAAUCCUCUUGCCGAGAUAGAUUCAAAGUCUCGCAAUAAAUUUUGGGAGGAACAAGAAGCAGAGGAGAAGAGGAGAAAAACUGAAGAACAGCGCCUAAAGGAAGAAGAAUUAAAAAAGCUUGAAAAUGAACGUAAACAGCGAGAGAUCAUUGAUGCUCAACAUCGUGAACAAUUAACCAAAGAAAGAAAUGCGCGCAUUAUUGCCGAGAGGAAAGCUGAAGAUGAAGCAGCCCAUCGUGUUGCUGCUCGGCAGGACAGUAAAUGGCAACAGGAACUUGAGAGUCAGCAUAAUGAUGAAGCUGAGCGAGCCAGGCGUGCCGAGAUGAUGCGUUUGGAGCGGAAAAAAGAAGCAGAAGCUCUCAUUGGCCAUCGGACUCAUUCUACACGAGAUUUGUUUGAAUCUGGUAUCAGUAAUUCUAAGCAAGCAACAGAUAAAAACCGUCCACCUCCACGUCGUCUAAAAGAAUUCAAACCUGUCAACAGUCCAAUGAGCAGAGAAGAGGGAAAGGAAAAUAGUCCCUCAGCGCCGAGUAGAGGGGUAGCUGCUCGCUGGCCUCCAGUCUCAUCAGAUCGUCCACAGCAACCAGUCACACCCACACAGAGCAGAGGCGAUUUGGUGUCACAUGCGUUUGCAUCAUCAAAUACCCGCACCCCAGUCCUGGAUACAAUACCCCCUCAGUCAUCACCUCCAGCGCCGCCCGCCAAGCAAGCCCCAGAGUCUUUACACCCGCAGCCGGAAGUUAAUUCUGGCUUUGUGAGGAACUUGCUACGGGAUGGGCUGCCAGUUCGACCAGCAUCAGAGGAUGAGGAUACUACAGCCCAAGAUGAGUGGGAGACGUGUCCACAGGAUGCAUACCCUAGCGUCUCCCAUUUUGAACCUCCAGUUAACAAUGCAAACAGCAGUCAGACUAAUCAUCAAAUCUCCUCUCAACCCUCUCCACCACCACCACAACCACAACAGUCUUCCUUAAACCAAAGUCCCCCAUCUUCAAGUUCCUUACACCAAACCUCACCACAUCAAAAGGAUUCUGUGACAUUCCAAGUUCCCUCAAACUUCACUAAUGGAGAUGGUGAUUCUCAGAUCUAUGAAAACACAGCAGUAGAGACAUUCAGAAGUUCCCAUCAUAAUGGUGCACAAGAAAAGCAUACAUACAGUCAUACAGAGCAGCCGGCUUCAGUUAAACCAUCGUCCAACAGCGCCAAUAAUUUGUACGAAACGGACAUUCACCAAAUUAACUCGAGCACAUCAGGGGCUCCUGGCACCACUCCUGCUGUUGGCAUGGUAUACGAAGUUGAUGGAAUGGAAUAUCAGAUUCUUCCUGAGCAUGGGUUGUGUGCCCGGGCACUGUAUGAUUAUCAAGCCGCUGAUGACACCGAGAUAACCUUUGAUCCUGCAGAGAUCAUCACCAACAUCGAUCAGAUAGAUGAGGGUUGGUGGCAAGGCGUUGGCCCUGAUGGCAUGUUUGGCCUGUUCCCAGCAAAUUAUGUAGAACUCAUCAACCAGUAACCUGUUUGAAUCAUGUUGUUUCCAACAGGUGUUAUAGCUUAUUAUGCUGAGGUGGGCAGUGAACCCAGUCAUUAUUUCCAUAGACAUUUGACAAGCGAAAUAUAUAAUUGGUGCAUUUUGUAAUCGAUAUGUAUGUUUAAAACCUGAUAUGCCUUAGUUUUAAUCACAUUGCAUAUUGAUGGCUGCAUUGAUAAAUUAUUAAAAAAUUACUUACUUUAUGGACUUGACCACAUACAUGUACAAAAUAGAAAUAAUGUAUUUGCAGUUAUCAUGUUGACCUAAAAACCUGCAGUAACAUUAUAUUUGACAGAGCUCAUUGCUCUCUGUUGCACAUAUCCCGAAUAGAGAAGUGGAAAAUUAAUAUAAUUUGUCAGUGGUAACUCAUUUAUCAAGCUAAAGUACUUCUAUGGUACUUGUUGCUUUGAUUAACUACAGUAUAUAAUUAAUUUUACCUUGUAAAUCUGUAAAUAUGAAAGUUCAUUUCAUAUGUCAUGCAGAGAAACUAAGAGCAUACUACCAGGUUUUAGGUACAGUACCUAAAAUCACUGUUUAUACUCAGGUAGUUCACACUAAUUCUCUCUUAUGUUGUCUUAUAAAAAGUCUUCCCUGUGCUCUCACUUUUAAUGAUUGAAAGAUAUAUGGUAACUUCUGAUUCCGAUCAGUCAUAUUUCAGUUUGAACUAAACUUGCUCCCUUUGGUUAAUUUUCAUAAUUUAUGCAUUAUCAUUAUGCACUUAAGCAUUUUCAUGUGGUGGGGUGGCGUCACCCCAAUAAAAGAAGAUUAUAGAUACUGAAGAAAAGCAUUUUGUUUGUUUGUUUACUAUAUCAUUCAUAAAACAUUAGAUAGCAUCACAAAUCAACAAGCACCACCUCAUUCCAGUAGUCAUCCUCAGCAAUAACCUACCUACCACUUCACAAGAUCAGGCGAUAUACAGUACUGUACAAAUGUACUUUCACUCAGUUAAUAUACAUGCAAUUCCCAUUGUAAGGAACAGGAGCCUAUGUAUAUAUAUAUAUAUACUUUAGGUACUUUCCCCCUUAUUUCACUAAUUCCCAGGUACCUAUUUACUUCUAGGUAAACAGAAGCAUUAGGUGUAAGGACACUAACUAGCCCAACUAUGUCCUAACCUGGAAUCGAACUUGGGAUGUACUAUAAUAUAUUACAUUUCUUAUUUUGUAUAGUAAUUUAAUGUUCCUAAAAUUUAAUAAUUGAACAUUAUAGUUUUAUAUAGUAGUCAUUAAGAGGCUAAACUGAUUAAAAAAAAUAAUUCUGGCUUCAUUAAAAAGGUUUAAUGUAAGAGCUGGUUGUAUGGCUUUAACAUUUUAGAGUUCUAUUUGAGAGCUCAUUUAGAAUUCAUUUGUUCAAGAAGGAAUAGCAAACAUCUACGUAUCCUGGUAAUCAUUCAUUGAAAGUGAUGUAGUGAGGAGCUUGAAAACAAUGUCUCUUACGAAGGUACAUUUUCUUUUAGACUCCUGACUGUAAACUGAAAUUUAUUUCCAUAAAUUUGGGAAGACAUUCAUUUGCAUUAUCAUAGUGAAGACACCAGGGACUUGGCACUAGAUAUAAUUGCAUUUGUUCCAAAUUUUUGAUAACCCAACCCAAUGAUUCUAACUUGUUAAGAUUGCAGUAUAUUUUGAUAGCACCAUAAUAUUUCAUGCCUGUGAAGAUACUGAGCACUUAGUUAAAUUUCACCCAAAGGAGCAUACAGUUCUGUUUGAGCUUUAUGCUGUUCAUAUAGUGUACACAAUGUGGCUCUGGAAUGGUGCGGGCCUUUCAUCUGGAGAAAGCUUGGAAGUGGUAAAGCAGCUCAGGCUGCUUAUCUUUGAUCCUGGUGUGAUUGAAGAUGGGCAUCAUGAUGAGGCUUUUACUCUUCCCUUGAUGGUACUUAAUAUUGUGCUAAGGUGUUUGGGUAGCUUUUACUAUAUAUUUGUUAUAGAGCCAGUUGGAAGUGAGUCUACACAGUGGUUGUAAUAUAGUUUGUAGGUCUGCAACCAGACAAGAUUUUUUAUACAUCACCAGUGACCUCUAGAUUGUUAGUAGAAUAAUGUUAACAGUUAUUGUAAAUUAACAAUAUAGCUCCUUUGCUGGAGAUGCAGGAAGGUUUGAAACAAAAAUGCAUUUUUUUUUUUUAAGUGCGUAACUUAAUAUUUUAGAAAAUUCUGCAAGGCGUGUGCCUCGCAAGUGAUACUUCUUUAAUGAGGGUGAACUCUCACCAGUGAUAUUAAAAAAGUUAUCUGCAACAGAUAUGAAGAAUUCAAUGUAUAGUACAUGGUAUUUAAAAAUGUGUUUAAAAUCCAUUAAAAUAAUUUAGCCCUGAAAUUUAUCCUAAAUAUGGACCUCUUAAAAAAUUAAAUUCACACUAUUUAAUAAGGCUUUGUGACCCUAUGAGCAUUGUGGGUUUGUGUUAAGAAACAUUGGUCUUCCCUUUUUGUGUGCCAGUAUUAAGGUAAGAAGUAAGAAUACUGUAUUCCUCUAUGGAAAGUCUCAAUAUCACAAGUCCUUGAAUUGGACAUGGUAAAGAAAAAAUACCCUAAUUUUGUUAGACUAAAUUUACGACAAGGCAAACAAACAAGAUUACUACUUUAGUAAUAGUAAACGGCUUGUUUUUGCCCAAGUCUCUUGGCAAUUAUCCGACAUUAUGAUUGUCUUUAUUAGUAUCGUACAUUAUUUAUAAAUGUAACAAUAAGAGCUUUACUUGGAGUGGUUGAAUAUAGGUUAAGUGCAUGGGAAAUAUUCUUCAAUGCUACUGCCUUGAGAAAUGGGAGACCCCCAAAAGGCUAGAGUAAAAAGGUGUGACAAAAUACUGUAGUUAUUUUUUUUUUUUGUUUUUUUUUAUAUCAUGAAGCUUGAAUUAUUAGUGGGUAAAAAGACAAAUUCUGUUACCUACUUUGAUUAAAUUAAAGUGAUUGAAGGUUUCAGUUAGAUACAUACCAUUACUUGAAAUGGAAUUUGUACUGAUUCUGUAUAAAAAAUUUAUUUUGCACGGACUAUACAGUAUUUACUGUUUAUGCAUUUAGUCAUACCGUACUUCGUCCUACAUUUAUCAUUAGGUGAAAUAAUUUUAUGCAUACAGCCAGUUGGGUUGUGUGAUGUCCAUCACAAUGGAUCAAAUUCUACGUUUUACUUAAAUAUGGUUUUGUUUUGCAACUUCUUAAAAAAAUAGGUUUUUACUUCGUUGGAUUUUUUUUUUAUACAAAACCAUUUAGUGCAUAAAGGAUCAUUAAGUAUAUGGUUACCAAGUAAUAUCUACUGCUGGAUAAAAAAUCAUGUGAAGAGCUAGCAUAAAAUAUCUAUUGUCAAGGUAUCAGAUGUUUGUUUAAAAUUCGGAAGCAUAUUUUUUGUUCGAGAUUAUAGUGACAGUUUGUUGAAAUAAAGUUGACCUGUCAACAUUUUGGGGGAAUAAAUUUUAUCUUCAUUGCUAAAGGCUUUCUCAAUUGAUUGCAGCAUAAUUGUUGUAUAUUUUUUAUGAAAAUUUUUGUCUAGUGUGGGUUACCCAAUUUGAUCAGAUGUUUUGAUAUUUGCUAAUUAAUAAUUAACUGGUCAUCUGUUCCCCUUGAAGAUAUCUAAACUUGAGUACAGUAAGUGGUAUUAGUUAUUGUGAUUUUAAAUGUCCUAAUAAUUUGUUCUUAUUAAUCAGAGAAUAUUACAUACAAGCACUGACUGUGGUAUCCCAUGUAUUUACCAUAGUUUGCAUUCAGCUCAAAUGUUAAUGAUUUUACCUGCCAGUCAUGGCCCAAUUUUAUUAAAAUCCAAUGGAACAUG